Molecule: messenger RNA, 2403 nt
Organism: Anopheles nili
Lineage: Eukaryota; Metazoa; Arthropoda; Insecta; Diptera; Culicidae
Product: collagen alpha-1(IX) chain-like
Exons: 7
Coding region: 83-2395 (770 amino acids)
Source: RefSeq, a predicted model, not a curated record
GUCCUCUGCAGGCUCCAUCCAGAGAAGCAUGGGCAGAAAAUAGUGCUACAAGGAGAUAAUCUUGCGUUAGAAUAGUGUAAAAAUGGUUGCCAUUUCAUUUACAAGGUUACUUGUGCUUACGCUGAGCUUGACAGGUCUCGCAAAGUCCCAAGUCGAUGAGGAAGAGGAGUACGAAGAUGGCCCGUGUGGGCGUUGGCGACCAGGUGACGUUGAUCUGCGAUCGUUCGAUCUGAUCCGUGAGUUCCGGCUAGACCAGUUCGAAGCGAGCAGCAAACACAUCCACCAGCUGCGGGGAACUAACGAGUACCAGACGGCGUACCGGUUCGAGAAGGAAGCCAACCUGACGAUGCGUUCGAUCGAGGCGUUCCCGCUUGGGCUUCCGCAUCAGUUCUCGUUCGAGUGCACCUAUCGGAUCGAGGAUGCUAGCGAGUCGUCCUGGCAUUUGUUCGAGGUGACGAACGAAGUACAGGAGAGUCAGCUCGCCAUCACGCUCAACCCAGACCGGCAGAUGCUGCAGAUUGGGUUGCCAGCAACGGAUGGCGAACAGCAGGUCGUCGAGUACCAUCACACUCCGCUGUUCGAUCAAAACUGGCACAAGAUCAUGCUCGGUGUGACGGAUGACUAUCUGAAUCUGUGGGUUGAUUGUCGGCCUGUGCGCGAUACCACCGGCAAUCUGAACGUUCCGCUUGAGCCACGUGAGCGAUUUGACAUUGCGGAUGGGUUCGUGUCGAUCUCACGCAUCGCCGAAACGUCCGUCUUCGAACCGGAAUCGCCGGUCGUGGAUCUACAGUGGAUGGUGAUGAAUUGCGACCCGACCCGACCGGCACGGGGCAACUGCGACGAGCUGCCCGUGUACGAUGUGGCGUCCUUAACCGCGAACCUUCCGGAAGGACCCACACCACGGCCGAAUUGUAACGCAGUUUGUCCGCCAGGAUACAACGGAACGGAUGGACCACCGGGUCCUGCGGGUCCUCCCGGCUUGCCAGGACUAAAAGGCGAAGUUGGCGCAUUCGGCAGACGGGGACCUCCAGGACCUCGCGGACUUGAAGGACCACCGGGUGUUUCGGGAAGUGGGCAGAAGGGUGAAAAGGGUGAAGCUGGAGUUGGUGUCGCUGGUCCGAGAGGUCAAAAAGGUGAGCCGGGAAUGGCGUCAGCGGCUGGAUCGGCUGUUGUGGGACCUAUCGGGCCAAGGGGCUUACCAGGCACGCCAGGACCUCCUGGUGUGGGAAUGAGAGGCGAAAAAGGGAACGCAGGGGCACCCGGGAGAGACGGACAGUCCAUGACGGGACCGCGAGGACUGAUUGGUCCACCGGGAGCAGCUGGACUACCGGGCGCUGAUGGUCUUCCAGGAACAGCUGGUCAGAAGGGUGAACGUGGCGCAUCGGGUCCGAGAGGGGAAGAUGGAGUCGGAUACCCGGGUGAACCAGGACCACGGGGUCCAAAAGGUGAACCAGGAAGUGCAAGGGCUGGCGCAGGAGCUAUUGGACCUCCGGGACUACCGGGCGAGCGUGGUUCCGAUGGGACAAAAGGUGAAAAGGGUGAAUCCGGUACGCCAGGACUUCCCGGGUUGAAGGGUCAACAAGGAGUUGCCGGUCUUCCUGGAGCUCCCGGACUUCCCGGACCACCCGGCGUUGGUGGCUCAGGAGGUGAUGGCAGCUCUGGUGGAGGACGGUACUUCGAGAACUUCAUGUCUUACGGCCAUCGUGGUCCGGUCGGGUACACGGGUCUACCCGGUGAGCGCGGUGCCGGUGGUUUACGUGGACCGGAAGGUGCCCCAGGAGUACCCGGUCCUUCCGGUAUCGACGGAGCACCCGGGCUGCAGGGACUUCCGGGACUUCCGGGUCGAGAAGGGCCACCAGGAGCACCUGGAGUGCCCGGUCGGAGUUACACCGAGGCGGAAGUGAGCGACAUCUGCCGGGCGGUGCUGCGAGAUCACAUUGCCGAGCUGACGGCGGGUCUAAUAGGGCCUCCUGGACCACCGGGAGAGUCUCGUUCCGGUAGACCCGGAACGCCUGGUCGUCCUGGCGAGAAGGGUGAACGUGGGUACCAAGGAUUCCCGGGCGAUCGGGGUAUUCCAGGUGAACCGGGUGCUCCUGGUAGUGCGGGACCACCGGGUGAGCGUGGGGAAUCGGGACUGCCGGGUGAAAAUGGACGCGAUGGGGUCGGUAUUGUGGGCCCGCAAGGAGCAAUUGGUCCUCCAGGACCUCCAGGAGAUUCCGUCGUAGGUUCUCCGGGACGGGCCGGUGAGCGAGGUGAACCGGGCAAAGCAGGUCAUCCUGGUGUUCGUGGAGCUCCGGGCGUUCCUGGCGCGUGCCCGAACGAUUGCUACAUGGCGGCGGCGGCUGCAGCUCAGAAUUUCCGCGCAAACCAACAAACCAAAGGACCCAACUACUAACUUCCGCG